Molecule: messenger RNA, 3445 nt
Organism: Lepisosteus oculatus (spotted gar)
Lineage: Eukaryota; Metazoa; Chordata; Actinopteri; Semionotiformes; Lepisosteidae
Product: regulator of microtubule dynamics protein 2
Cellular component (GO): spindle microtubule; mitochondrion; cytoplasm
Molecular function (GO): microtubule binding
Source: RefSeq, a predicted model, not a curated record
AAGGUUGAUCAGAUUAUUUAUUUAUGAUCUGUGUGAGUACAAGAUAAAAACAGGUUGCUCUUGGGCAGAAACUUCCAAACACAGCUCAGCAGCUGGAUGUACAGCUGGAGAUGGUGUAGAAAUCCAGGAUGGCAGGAAAUAUUACGGUGCAACAAAGCGAAGUGUCACACACCGGGAGUGCUGCUCUGCGAAAGGACGAGCAUUGCCGUAUCACCUUAACAUCUUUUGAAAAAAAACUGGUCUAGAUGAAGAAAAUGAUCACCACAUAAACAUCUUAGACUUCCAAAUAAGUGUCCUCUUCAAGAGCAGCGGGAUGUCCCAGGCAGACAGUAAGACGCUGGUGCUCGGCGUGUUGGCAGGCGCGGCAGGGAUGAGCCUGGCCAUGGUCUGGUACAGGACCAGGAAGGCCCAGGGAGGCGCGAGCUUCCCCCCCUUCUGCCUGAGCAGUAGCAACGGGCGGCACGCGCGGAUAAGCCUGGAGGACGGGAGCGGCGGGGCUGUGCGCGCCUUGCAGGGGAGGCAGGCGGAGACGCUGGACAAGCUGGACGCCCUCAUCCUGUGCGUCUCCGAGCUGAAGGAGGAGGUGAGGAGCCUGAAGGAGGCCAUCCCCAGGCUGCAGGAGCAGGUGAGGGAGGAGCUGCGCGGGAAGGCGGGGGGCCGGCGGGGGAGCCCCCUGCACAGAGCGGCCCGCAAGAAGAGAGCAGGCCCCGCCAGGGAGGAGGGCCAGAGCUCGGAGGAGGCGGAGAGCGAGGGAGGAUAUGUCACUGCUCACACCGACACGGAAGAGGAGCUGGAUGAGGAGCAUAAGGCUUGUAAAGUGAGGUGCCUGAUCAUAGAGGAUGCUGAGGAAGAGAAGGAUGAGUUCACAGUCCUCAUAAAGACGGCUGACUCUUUGCAUAGAGGUCCAGAGUCGGAGAAGAAGGAAGGAUUUAUGAUGCUGCUGGAGAGGAAGGAUGAGUAUGGUCAGAGAGCUCCAUUUCUCUGGCGCCUGGCUCGUGCGUAUGGGGAUGUGUAUGAUAUGACUUCAGACACCGAAGACAAGAAAAGCUAUGCAGAGGCAGGGAAGACAUAUGGAGAACAAGCUAUUGCUUCAGAUCCCAUGUGUCCUGAUAGCCAUCAAUGGUUUGCCAUUAUGUGUGGCUACUUGUCAGAGUACGAGAGUGUUCAGAACAAAAUCAAAAAUGGCUAUCUCUUCAAGGAUCAUCUUGAUAAAGCAAUUGAACUAAAACCUCAGGAUCCACUGUCUUAUUACCUGCUGGGAAGAUGGUGCUAUGCAGUCUCUCAACUAUCCUGGAUUGAGAGGAAGGUGGCUGCUACCCUUUUUGGAAACCCACCAACUGCAACAAUACAGGAUGCUCUGAAAUAUUUCCUCAAGGUAGAAGAAAUCCGCCCAAAGUAUUCCAAAUUUAAUUAUGUCUUCUUAGCAAAGUGUUACAGAGAUCUAGGUCAAAGAGCCCAUGCACUGCAGUGGUGUAAUGCAGCAUCGUCAAUGGAAGUAGUUUCUAAUGAGGACAAAGAAGCCCAGAAGGAACUGGAUUCCAUUAUAUCUUCUCUAGGUUUAUAAGCUCUUACCAAUUGCCUCUUCUUCUGCAGGGCAAAGUUAACACUGAUUUGGAGUUGGGGUGACAUGUACAGACUUUUGUGGAUUAGUCUCUUAGAUUAUGUUAGGAAAUUUCUUUUAUGGCUUAAUGGAACAUGCUCAACUAAUUUUAGGGCAAUCAAAGUACAUUUAGCAGCACUGAUUUAUCACUGAAUUUUGUUUAUACAAGAUUAUACUACAAUGCACCUGAAAAGUCAGUUUGAUAAAUUGUCACAGGUUUCUGUGUGGAUGGCAUUAAGCUCUUUAAAAAGAAAUGUGCUUCCUCAUUUGUAUUUCUCUGUGAUCCUUUGCCAAGACAAAGUGACUGUAAUUAUCUCAAACUGACAACAAAUGACAGACACCCUUGCACAACGGGUUAUGUGGUUUGAAGAAGACUGCUUGUAUAAUAUACUCAAAGGAAUGCUUAGAUCCUGCAGAGCACUCACCUCUGAGACCUCAUGCCCAAGAAACAUAGCACAGUUUCCUAAGAAGAUAGUGUCCUUGCACUGGAAAUAUCAUGUUCAGAUUUCUCUAUGUUGUUCCUAUAUCUCUAUUUUUUUAAAUAUCUGGUGGAAGUUUCUAACAAAACACAAGCAAGCAUCUUCAAUAAUUGUGGUCUCCAAAAUACCUUCAGUUAAUAGUAAGAAACAUUUUUAUAUUUUCUUCAUUUAUUCUUCAGCUUUUUUCCAGUCACAGGCAGAAAAUAAAUUGAUAUUGGGUUAAUGUCAUGAUUUUGUCUAUCAUGUAAUAUUUGUGCUCAAGUGAAAAUGUUUUAGAUGGAAAUUUUAUUUCAUUGGACAGAAUUUUAUUUUUCUUUUAAAAGUGAAUUUGAAGUUGGUAUUAGGAGAAUAUUGUCUCAUUUAUGUCUUAAAUACAAUCCCAUCUAAAUAUACAUACUGUAUCUUAAAUGAAGUAUUUUAGAUAAGCAAACCUCUAGACAGCAGUUAAAGUAUAGGUUAGUCUGCUUUCAUGGUUGGGUUUAGUUUCGCAAUACCAGAGGGUGAUUGCUGGGUUAUUCUGUAGACAAUCACUGACCAGCUGUUUACUUUCCAAUAUGUGAAUUAAAAGGCAGUAACAUUAUUCUCCAUUAAUAGGAAGAGUUCAAUAAAAUGUGUUAUGUAGAAAACGUCUCCUUAAGCAGUUAUAAAAUAAACUGCUUGGAAAGCACCCAGCUGGUUAGAUUUGAAUGUUUAAGCUCUUGAAUAGCUGUACCUGGCUAGGCUCUGAAGUUUGCAGUAAUCCCCACAGAUAUGAACCUUGCAAAACUAGAUGAAUGUCACUCCAGAUGGAAGAGAUUCUGAAAUCAAAACUAAGGUGUAAUGGAGAGAAAUGUUUCUUGUAAAAAAAAACCUUUCAGCGCCCAAGUUUGAUUUUACAGAGUGUCAAGGUAGAAGUAGCUCAUCUGGAUGUUUAACUGCGUUUUCACACCAAGCUUCCAACAGCAACUACAAAAUCAUACAACUUGCAAUAACAAGCAAGCAAAUCUUUUCACUACAUAUAUAUGGCACUAUCAGGGAGGGUUUUCUUUUUCCAAAACUAUGGUCAGUAAAUGACACAAAACUGUGAGCUUUUGUAUUUAACACUAGUUAUAUUACCAGUGUUUAAGGAUAUCUUGAAUAUUGAUACUUUGGCAUUUAAUUCUGGAGGCAUUAUUGUGUUGGAGACUUAGUGAUUCUAGAAGACGUAUUUCUCCUUUGUUAAUUGUGUUGGUUUGUUUCUGUGAAAACUUUAUACUACGUUAUAGAAUUAAAUAUGAAUUCAAAUAUGGGAACAUUGCAAUGAAUUAACAUAUUGAAUGUAUUCUUUUUAAAUGAUGUACAUAAAAAAUAUUUACAUUUUAUUAAAUAAUACAAUUUAAUAUAUAAA